Aspergillus uvarum CBS 121591 is the source of this 1505-nucleotide messenger RNA. RefSeq names its product putative endoglucanase (gene eglD). The coding region runs from base 196 to 1392 and encodes 398 amino acids. Lineage: Eukaryota; Fungi; Ascomycota; Eurotiomycetes; Eurotiales; Aspergillaceae. The record is from RefSeq and is a predicted model, not a curated record. Gene Ontology annotation, biological process: carbohydrate metabolic process. Gene Ontology annotation, cellular component: extracellular region. Gene Ontology annotation, molecular function: cellulose binding. The transcript has a single exon.
GGAGACCCUGCUCCCGGGCCCUGAUAUAAGACCCUUCUCCUUGUCACUGCUGUGGUGCAUUUCUUUUCUUUCCUUCUCCAGCUUGGAUAGCAGUUCAUUCUUUUUUCUGCAGGUCAACUUCCUUCAUUCCUCCUUUCAUUCAUUCACUCCCUUCUCUCCAUUUUUCAGUCCUUCUUUUUACCACUUUUCUCCAAAAUGAAGUCCUCUACUUUCGGUAUGCUCGCUCUGGCAGCAGCAGCCAAGAUGGUCGAUGCCCACACCACCGUCUUCGCCGUCUGGAUCAACGGUGAGGACCAGGGCUUGGGCAACAGUGCCAGUGGCUACAUCCGCUCUCCCCCCAGCAACAGCCCCGUCAAGGACGUGACCUCGACCGACAUCACCUGCAACGUCAACGGCGACCAGGCGGCGGCCAAGACCCUGUCCGUCAAGGGCGGCGACGUCGUCACCUUUGAGUGGCACCACGACAGCCGUGACGCCUCCGACGACAUCAUCGCCUCCUCCCACAAGGGCCCCGUCAUGGUCUACAUGGCCCCGACCACCGCCGGCAGCAGCGGUAAGAACUGGGUCAAGAUCGCCGAGGACGGAUACUCCGACGGCACCUGGGCGGUCGACACCCUGAUCGCCAACAGCGGCAAGCACAACAUCACCGUCCCCGACGUCCCCGCCGGCGACUACCUCUUCCGCCCGGAGAUCAUCGCCCUCCACGAGGCCAACAACGAGGGUGGCGCCCAGUUCUACAUGGAGUGUGUCCAGUUUAAGGUCACCUCCGACGGUGCCAACACCCUGCCAGAGGGUGUCAGCCUGCCCGGCGCCUACUCCGCCACCGACGCCGGUAUCCUCUUCAACAUGUACGGUUCGUUCGACAGCUACCCUAUCCCCGGUCCCUCCGUCUGGGAUGGCACUAGCUCUGGCUCUUCCUCUUCUGCUUCUUCUUCUUCUUCCUCUGCCGCCGCUGCCGUUGUUGCCACCUCUUCUUCUUCCUCUUCCAUCGAGGCCGUGACCACCAAGGGUGCCGUCGCCGCCGUCUCCACCGCCGCCGCCGUGGCCCCUACGACCACCGCUGCCCCCACCACCUUUGCCACGGCUGUCGCCUCGACCAAGAAGGCCACUGCCUGCCGCAACAAGACCAAGUCCUCCGCUCAGGCCUCCGCCGCGGCCACCACCGCUGCCGCCGUCGCCGAGACCACCUCUUCCACCGCUGCCGCUGUCGCCGUUGAGACCACUGCCGCCGCCGCUGCUGCUUCCUCCAGCUCCUCCUCCGCCUCCUCCGGUACCGCCGGCAAGUACGAGCGCUGCGGUGGCCAGGGCUGGACCGGUGCCACCACCUGCGUUGACGGCUGGACCUGCAAGCAGUGGAACCCUUACUACUACCAGUGCGUUGAGUCUGCCUAGAUUCGUUCGGUCAGAAGGGGGGAGACGAAGACGAGGUGUGAGGGCGAGUUAGUGGGGGAUACUUAGAUCGGCGGUUUUGUGGAUGUUCGUUGUAUAAAUUAAUCAAAUUCCGG